Molecule: messenger RNA, 447 nt
Organism: Cadophora gregata
Lineage: Eukaryota; Fungi; Ascomycota; Leotiomycetes; Helotiales; Ploettnerulaceae
Exons: 1
Coding region: 1-447 (148 amino acids)
Source: RefSeq, a predicted model, not a curated record
AUGAAGCUCAAUUUAAGUCUGUUAGUGCCUUUGGUCUCCACCAUCUCAGCAGAGAGUUUCUGCCCUUCCAAACCAGCCGAGACCGCACAACAAACCGAUAUAUUCUACCAAUUCGUUCGCAAGUUCUACAUCAACAAGGACGUAAAGACAGCCUUCGCCGAUCAUUUCGAUCACGCCUACAUUGAGCACAACCCGAAUGCCUCCUCUGGAUGGACUGACUCGAGUCUUGAUGGUCUGGCAGGCUUCAUCGCAUCAGCCAACCUCACGAUCCUUCAUGCAGGCUUCUACAACAACACAGGAUAUGUGCACUUCCGCGAGGAGGUGUCGGGUUCACCUCCGACGGCUGUGGUGGACAUCUUGAAGUUCGACGGGACUUGCAUCGUGGAGCAUUGGGAUGUGGCUCAAGCACGACCAGAGAAUCCCAGCAAUCCCAGAGCAAUGUGGUAG